Pyrus x bretschneideri (Chinese white pear) is the source of this 3307-nucleotide messenger RNA. RefSeq names its product cysteine-rich receptor-like protein kinase 25. Gene Ontology annotation, biological process: protein phosphorylation. Lineage: Eukaryota; Viridiplantae; Streptophyta; Magnoliopsida; Rosales; Rosaceae. Gene Ontology annotation, molecular function: protein kinase activity; ATP binding. The record is from RefSeq and is a predicted model, not a curated record.
UUAAUUCAACAGUCUUCCAAGAAACUACCUAUCAAUUCACAAAAAUUCAAUGGUGCUCGUACUCCGAGAUUUUUAGCCAUAUUUCGAGCAGGAAGGAGAAGACUUAAGAGCUAUAUAUAAAAGUUUCCCUAAUCUUUUUCUAUGAUUAGAGAUCAAAACAUGGUUAAUUUCCCUAGUAUUCCGAAAACAAUCUCUCUUUUUUUGCUUUGUUUUCUCAUCACCCUCCUUUUUGAUCUUGCUUAUGCUGAUCCUGAUCCUCCAUACAAGUUGUGCUCAGAUGGUCGCGGUUAUGUCGAAAAUAGUACGUUUCAGAAAAACCUCCAGAGCCUGCUCAAUUCAUUUCCUUCAAUUGCUUCUGUCUCCAAGCUGUACAAUACUUCCGCCGGAAUUGAACCAGAUAGAAUUUACGGCCUUUACAUGUGCCUCAAUUAUGUUACGAAUGAGAUAUGUCACAACUGCAUCAACACCGCGCAUUUAGACAUUGUUAGGAUUUGUCCCAACUCAACAGAAGCAGUUGUGUGGGAGGAAACGUGCCAACUGCGCUACUCCAAUGUGAAGUUCUAUGGUGAAUUGAAUGUGGCAGACAACAUUGUGUCCGCUAACAAGAAAAACGUUUCAGACCCAAAAAAGUUUGAGAAUACCGAGGAGAAGCUGAGGGAGCUUGCGAAGCAAGCGGCAUAUAAUGCUUCAGCAAAAAUGUAUGCUACUGGAGAUGUACAAUAUGAAGAUAAAGUGAUAUAUGCUCUUGUGCAGUGCACUAGAGACUUAUCUGGAGAUGACUGUGACAAAUGCCUUUGGCACGCCAUAGAAGACGUUUUGAGAAAGUAUUAUUUCUCCAUUGGUGCGCGGCUUAUGAGCCGGAGUUGCUAUCUGAGGUACGAGUUGUAUGGCUUCUAUAAUGGUGCAACUGAAGCUUCUAUUUCCAGCUCUCCAAAUAACAACAAAGGGGACGGUAGAGGAUGGCGGAUCGGAAUCCUUACGGUUGUGUCAGCAUGUCUAGCCAUACUACUUUUGGGUUCCUGUGUCUAUCUUGCAAUAAGAAAAAGAAACAAAAAGGGGAGUAGUGAGAUUUUAAGACAACAUGUAUCGUUCCCGGACCGAAGUUUUCAAGGCAGAAACCCGGAAGCUGAGGAAUACCCCUAUAUCAGUUUGGCAUCUAUACAUGCAGCUACGAAUAAAUUUUCUGAUUCAAGUAAGCUCGGAGAAGGUGGUUUUGGGCCUGUUUACAAGGGUGUACUGAGUGACGGAAAAGAAGUGGCGAUCAAGAGGCUUUCAAGCUGUUCUGAGCAAGGCUCAGUGGAAUUCACGAAUGAAGUUCGGCUGCUAAUGAAGCUUCAACAUAAAAAUCUUGUUCAGCUUUUGGGUUUUUGUGUUGAGGGAGAGGAAAAACUGCUUGUCUAUGAAUACCUGCCAAACAGCAGCCUAAAUCUCUUCCUCUUUGAUUCAGAGAAACGAGCGCAGCUUGAUUGGAGUAGACGUGUAAACAUUAUAAGUGGAAUUGCAAGGGGAAUUCUUUAUUUACACGAGGACUCUCGACUUCAAAUCAUCCAUAGAGACCUGAAAGCUAGCAAUGUUUUAUUGGACGAUGAUAUGAACCCUAAGAUCUCCGAUUUUGGCAUGGCAAGGAUCUUUGCAGGAAGUGAAGGCCAAGCAAAUACGACAACAGUAGUUGGGACUUACGGAUACAUGGCUCCAGAAUAUGCAAUGGAGGGAGUAUAUUCUGUCAAGUCUGAUGUUUAUGGUUUCGGAGUACUAUUGCUUGAGAUCAUAACUGGGAGAAGGAACGCCGGCUUUCAUCAAAUAAAACGUGUUCCUAGCCUUGUAACAUAUGCAUGGAAAUUAUGGCAUGACAGAAAAGGGUUGGAGCUACUCGACCCACUGCUGCUCGAUUCAUGUGAUUCAAAUGAGUUUCUAAGAUAUCUCCAUAUCGGAUUGUUGUGUGUCCAGGAAGAUGCGUAUGACAGGCCAACCAUGUCUUCUGUUGUUGUAAUGUUGAAAAGUGAAACUGUAACUCUUAGCCAACCCGAAAAACCUGCUUUCACCACGGGAAUAUUCGCUGACCAUUACACUGAAACAGAUGCUAGUAGUAGCUCUGUUAAUGGUCUAACAGUUUCUAACGUCAUGCCACGAUAACACCAUAAGAUUCAUGAAUCUGCACAAAGUUGAAGCUUUCCUGUGGUUUCUUUGUCAUGAAAUUCCACACAUUAAACAUGUACUAAAAUUCAAUUUUCUGGCACUGUUCAAUAAAAGUGAAAGGGCGAUAAUACCCUCGAUUUCUUCUUUGCUCUACAGUGGAAAGUCGGCAAUGAUCUUCCCAGCCACGCGUCUUUCCUCGUAUGUUUGUCUGCUUGGACCGCAUCUUUUUAGCUUUACCCUUCCACUUCGUUUUUCACCUUCAUUCGUCCGUCUUUUGCUCUCAAAUCCUUUCUUUUACUUUCGCAAAAUAGUCUCACAAGAGAUCCUGCGUUUGAUUUUUUUUUUUUUUCGAUUUAGUUUCCAGUCUCUCCCGGUAUUGAAUCCUUUGUUAUUCGGCGUUUUGUUCUCAUCUUGCCAUCGUCGGGGCAAGAACUUUAAGGGUUGCGACAAAUUUUUGUGAAAUUGGUCACUAAUCGCAUGCUGCCUCUUCAGAUUAUUGACAGAGAAAUUAUAUUGAACUUGUGGUAAGUUUUAAAACAACUACGUGUAAUUUUCGAUUCUCAGUUUGUAUUUGUUCUCAAUUGAUUCAAGGCAUAGCAUUAGAAAAAAAAUGUAAUUAUUGGGGGUUUUUGUUUUUGGUGGAUUUAGAGUUUUGUUUAAGUUUUAUUAUUUUGGAGUUGAAUUUGGUUGCUCCUUGGCUGUGGGGAGAGAGGACUGGUGCGUCAUUUGGUGAAGAAGGGUUGGGGAAAGAGACAGGGGGUGUAAGGAGUGUGGUUGCAGAUGAGAACUAUCAAUUUUCUAUCUUUUCAAUUUCUACAGAGCACCCAUUUCCUUCCUGCAAAUGGGUCUUACAAACUUCCACUCGGUUCUAUCAAUUUUUAGUAUAAAAAUAUGGUUUUUCGUUAAAGUGAAUAGUAUCGUGGGCUUUUCGUUAAAACUCCCUUAAAACUAUACAUUGUGAUUGCAGGUUUUUAAAAACUUGACCUUCGCAGAUUGUUCAAAAAGAAAGCAAUUAUGCUAUUGAUCAGUAUAAAGACGCAACAACAAAGUUAGAAAUAAACUGUCUCACAUGAUAUAUUUUGGUUUGGGUUUGUAAUGUGUGAUUUCCGAUGUGGAUUAAUUACUUAACUGAUUUUGGAUUAUGAUCAUUGCAUGUUUUUUCGUUUCGUUA